AUGUCAUUAGUUCGAGUGAAAUCUCAAUUCUGUAAUGGGAUAUCUCAAUAUGGUCGAUGUUCUACAAAUAGUGCAUGUGCUUGUUACCAUAUAGCAGGAGCUACUGAUAUUGGCAUUUGUGCCGAUGAAGUCGUCAACUGUUCUGAGCUAGUUGCAUGCGAACAUUCAAGCAACCUUUGUUACGAUCGUAACCAUAGAUGUGUUCAUCAUCCUCAAUGUCAUAAUCUUCCAGUUUGUUAUCCGGUGCCGAGUUUCAAUCGACAACUUUGUCCACCAAUACCAACAAUGAAUAAUACAACUAUAAGUACGAUUCCAAUUACAACUGCAACAACAACUACAACAACUACAACUGCUACCCAACAACUAGUAUUUCCAAAUAUUUCUGUCGAUGCUCGAUGGGCACAGAAUGGGGUGACCAUUGCGGGGACCAGUGGAGGUGGCAGAGGCUUGGAUCAACUCAGUCUACCCAGAGAUGUCCUUGAUAACGGUUUUUAUUUAUUUAAAUCCUCAUCAAUUUUAUCACAUUGUAUUUAUCAAACCAAUGAAUGUAAUACACAAAAUUGUCUACAAUAUGUUUCAUUUCAUCCACCAUCAGCAACAGUUAUUCGUAGACGACGUGUCAUUGAAUCAAUUUAUAUAGAUGUUCAACAAAAGAAAAAUAUAUUUAAAAAAUUUAUUGAUCUAUUUUAUGGAACAAAACCAUCAACGAUUUAUGAAUUAGGUUUAAAAUUUUUAUAUGUAUAUGAUGGACUAUUUAAUUAUAGAGAAGGGCAUAUGGUAAGUAAUUCUUAA
Rotaria sordida is the source of this 792-nucleotide messenger RNA. NCBI's taxonomy places the organism in Eukaryota, Metazoa, Rotifera, Eurotatoria, Philodinida, Philodinidae. The record is from the annotation of a GenBank genome assembly.